AUUUAUUUGACUGAAUCUCUCAGUUGACCAUUGGGAGGAGGUGAAUCCUGCGUCUGGGGACUUCGCCGCUCUAGUACGGCAACCUGAUUGACAAACAUCACCAACGCCCAUAAACUGGAUAUAGGAAUGAGUCGAGUCGUGAAAAGAGUCUAUUUCUUAGAUAAUUGAGAAAAGAUACACCCUUUUCUGCGCACUCCUCGUGUAAUAGCGCUUGUUCGACUGUUCAAUAGGGACGAGUGAUUUCAGACUAUUGAACUCUCGUUCUGCUCCUUUUGGAUUUUGGAUUGUUCUUUUCGCCGUGUGCUUUCUUUCAUCUCUAGGCUACUGUCCAUUUGCGUCCAUCCAAAAUGGCAACAAGAAUCGAUAAAGAGGCUUGCAGGGAAGCUUAUAACCUCGUCAGAGACGAUAACACGGAGAUAAACUGGUGAGUGUGUUUAAAUUAGUUGUGCAUAGGCAAUUGUGGGCAUCUGAGAUUUUACACAGCAUCCUAAGAAUGUAGUUGAGUCUGCAUUUAUAAAAUCCACAGCAAUGGGUGGAUGAUCAGUGUGCACUUAUCAUUCAUUUACCUAGUGUUUCAUUUGAAUCAUUGUUUCUCUCCUCCCUAAAAAAUAUCUCUCUUAGUCAUGCCCCGGUACCCUGAAUUAUUAGACUAACUUCCUUUGUCUAUCCAAGAGGUACAGUGAUAGUGACCCGCAUUUGACACAUCGGUUUUUGAAUGAAUAGCCUACUUUAGCCUGGUCACUACAUUGUAGUCGCAUCCGAUAGAUGUCUGAUGAUGGACGUGGACACGCAUUAGUGGAGUAGAGUGGCAUGGAGGAUCACUGAUCUUUUUGACAGACAGGGCCCAAAUAUUCAAUUUGACAUGGCUGUAAGGUCAGUGCAUUUUAAUUAUUUAAUGUAUUGUGCAUUUUAUGUUGUUUUAGGGCAGCGUUUAAAUAUGAGGGCCAUAUGAUUGUGCCGGCGGGCCAGGGGACAGAUUAUGAAGAAUUCAAGAGUCAGUGCACAGGUAAGGCCAGGAUUUCAUUCAUUUUUGUGCCUAUGCGGUUAUUUCAAAUUGACCACAAUGUUCCUGCAUAACGGCAACAGCGCUGUAAUACAGACCACACACAACAUUUUAACGACUUUUACGGGCUACACGCUUCAGCACUCGCGGUCCUGUUCUGUGAGCUUGUGUGGCCUACCACUUUGCGGCUGGGCAGUUGUUGCUCCUAGACGUUUCCACUUCACAAUAACAGCACUUACAGUUGAUUGGGGCAGCUCUAGCAGGGCAGAAAUUUGACAAACUGACUUGUUGGAAAGGUGGCAUCCUAUGACGGUGCCACGUUGAAAGUCACUGAGCUCUUCAGUAAGGCCAUUCUACUGCCAAUGUUUGUCUAUGGAGAUUGCAUGGCUGUGUGCUCGAUUUAUACACCUGUCAGCAACGGGUGUGGCUGAAAUAGCCAAAUCCACUAAUUUGAAGGGGUGUCCACAUACUUUUAUGUGUGUAUAUAUAGUGUACGUUCAGCCUCUUCCGAAUUGAAGAAAAAUUCGCAGGAGGGUGUUUCCGUUUAUUAAUUAAUUUUUUUUGGGGGGAAGUCUGGCUUCCCUUGGCACCCAUGAUUACACGCCACUGCAGUAGGCUAGUAGGCUACUGGGUCGUCACUAGUUAACACAUCCACAAAGUCAUAUUUAUGGCUAAACCCAGCCUAUUUCUACAAUUUCUGUUUUUAAAAUCUGAUUUUAACCCUAACCACACUGAUAACCUUUUGCCUAACCUUAAAUUAGGCUAUGACCAGAAAGCUAACCUUUGUUUUCAUUAAUUUUUACAAUAGGCCUAUAGCCAAUUGUGACUUUCUGGCUGUGGUAACUAGUGACAACCGAAGGACUGAGAUCCCAAAGACAGUAGGCCUACAGUAUGAAGAUAGGCAGAAACUGCUUCUCCAAUAAAAUCCUCGAUCACACUUGUAGGCGAUGUCAUGGCGACGUUGGCUACUAAGCUCAUGGGCAGAAACAUCAUCGGGUCUAACGGUUGUCUCGCACGCACCGAACUGCGCAUGCGCUCCUUCGAUAUAACAUUUUUGUUUUACGAAAAUGAAAACGUGUCAGUUUGUCACUUUCACGAGGUUGGAGUAAUAACAUCUUCAACUACUUAAAAUAAUAAUAAUAAUAAUAAUAUGCCAUUUAGCAGACGCUUUUAUCCAAAGCGACUUACAGUCAUGCGUGCAUACAUUUUUGUGUAUGGGUGGUCCCGGGGAUCGAACCCACUACCUUGGCGUUACAAGCGCCGUGCUCUACCAGCUGAGCUACAGAGGACCACAAGGACAAAAUAUUGUCUCGAAUCUAGGUUGUGCCUUUAGAUUUCGAGAAAAUUAACAAUAAGGAAGACUUGUUUUCACUUCUCUCAUUGACUUCUCAAACCACAAACCCCAAACCCCGGCCUGGUGUCCUUGGUCUGUUCCCGGAAUCUGUCCGGUGACUUCAUAUGGAGGUAGGCCUUUCUUAGUUCUUAAAAAGUGUGUAGGCCUAUAAGUUUAUAUCAAUAAUAUUGAAGUUGUUCCAUCUGUUUCUUAUGCGCAGCGCAGUGUCUUAUUCUAGUCAGGACAUAGUGCAAAAUGUGUCCAUUCCCACGGGGGCCAGUAUGAAAAAAAUAAAAAAAAGUAUGUAUGCACUCACUAACUGUAAGUCUCUCUGGAUAAGAGCGUCUGCUAAAUGACUAAAAUGUAAAAAUGAGCAAAUCAUGCUGUCAACACCCUCCCCUCACACACUCUCAUCCCCCUAAUAAGAUAUGGUCUUUGCUAUAUGGGAUCCUUGGUACGUCCAUACCUCAUUGAAGUUUAAAUGUAAAUUGAUAAGGGUUAAGGUUUGGGUUAUGGUUAAGGUAAGGGUAGGGUAGGGUUUAGGGUAUGGAUGUCCUAAGGAUUCCAGAUAGCACUAAUCAAUAAGAUACUGAAGUGUUGGGCGUGGCGUGUAAAAACUCCAGUGCUGUUGCACGCCUGUAUUGCCCCAGGCUGUAGUUUUGUUUCAGGGUUUACAUUCCAGUGAUGAAAUACUAAUUUAUUACAAUCUAGGCCUAUUACUGAUUUUAUUAUAUUAUUUAAAUAGGACUGAUGUAUUACUAUACUAACUACCCAAAUAGUAGGCCUACACCUCGCUGUCCAUCCUGGUCUCAGAGCAUUUCGUAUUAUUCUGUAUAAGUAAAUACGGACACUCCAUUUAGUAUAUGUUACAUUUCGUAUGGUUUGUAUUAAUUAGUGGAUGUAUAUUAUCCAUUUCGUAUGAUAUGUUAUGAAUUACAGUUUGUAUGAUACGUUACAAAUUUUCUAAAUGUACAAUAUGUUAUGAAUUUUCAAAAGGUAUGAUAUGUUACUAAUUCCAAUUAGUUGUGGCUAACGUUGGCUGGGUGGCUAACGUUAGGUAGCUGGCUAAAGUUAGCUAGGCUAGGGGUUAGGAUUAAGGUUAGGAGUUAGGUUAAGGUUAGGGUUAGAGGAAGGGUUAGUUAAAAGGGUUAACAUUAGGGGAAGGGUUAGCUAACAUGCUAACUAGUUGCAAAGUAGUAAAUAGUUGAAAAGUUGCUAAAAUUCUAAAGUUGUCCGUGAUGAGAUUCGAACACGCAACCUUUGGGUUGCCAGACGUUCGCGUUCCACCCACCCUCCUUUUGUGGUUGCCUUAAAGAUGCACUAUGCAGAAAUCUCUCCGCCAUUUCCUGGUUACUAAAAUUCUGAUAGUUCGCCCAAUUUUAGUUUAUGUGACAAAACCGCAACUAUAGUGUAGAGAAUCUAUAGUGUUUACUAUCUAAACCGCUCUGAAAUAUAUUUGCCAUUUGAAGCUGUAAAAGCCGCAAAAACGAAACUUAAGAACGGGAAGCAUAGAAAUAAUGCACAUAGAAGAGAUCUACCGCUUCUUAGACUUGCUUUCAAUGAGAAUGAAAGAUUUAUAAUAUCUCACAUUUCUAUGUGAAUUUGGUUGGGUCGCCCAAAAAGUAAGUAACCUUCUGUUUUAUGUAACCAUACCAAACGUAAUUUAUCAUAAUAAUUUGAGUGUCCCUGAUUUACAUUUACCAUGUUACCUCUAGUGUAGGAGACCAGGCUUGGUUGUCCCAUACUACCAUAGUCUCUCAUCACUCUGAACCUUGUCUUUGCCCAAUGGAUAUUGUUGCUCUAAUCUUACUGUAUAAAACGUUUCAUACAUUCUAAUUAAUCUGCUUUAACAGAAACUGUGAAAGUCUCAUCCUGUCUUUGAGGGCUUGACCACAGACUGUUGCACUAAGAAGGUGAACAUUGCAUCAUGUUGUUUAGAUAGACUGAGUGUUCUAAAGGAAUCACCUGUCUUAUCAACUAAAGGUCUAAACUCAAGCAUUCUAUUUGUCUUUUUGCUGCAUCAUCAUAGUCUCAGUAGUGCAGCUGUUUUCUGGACCCUUGUCAUGACAGCUUUGUCAGCACAACUAAAAGGGAAGGCUUUAGAGGGAAGAUAUUUUGAGCUUAGUCUGAUACACCAGGAAGUUUACGACAGGGGAAGUCAGGCUUGGUACUCAACACUUUUAUAUGCUUAUUCAUUACUUGUCAGCCUUACGCGCUUCCACAAUGUGACAAAUAUAGAAACAAGCACAAAAAAAGUUUAUUUUUAUUUAAGUGCUAGAAACAUUGGUCGUUAUACAGAGAAACAGUAUAGGCCUUUGUGUGGUCUGGUGGAUAUCACAGUUCAUUCAGGUGACAUGUAGGGGACUCCUGUAUGGGGAGGUGUUGAAACUAGCGAUGGCCUUUGACACCAUGCUGAUAAGUUUUAACACUGAUUCUUGUUAAUGCACAAUAGAGCUUUUAGUCUGAUAGACGUGUGCUGCUUCUGAAGCUUUGCCAGGAAAGUCUCUAUCAGUAAGGCACAGAUAAACACAGAUAUCAUGCCUAGAUUGUGCCAAUCAGUGCAUUAUUAAGGGUAAUGAAGGGACAGGGCCUGGUCCAGAGCAGACUCAACCCAGAAUCACUGCCUCCCCAGUCCCCUCGGUAUUGCUCACAACUCCAGCCUCUUUGAUUGAACCUGUUGACCUGAAUACCUUCCCCUUUUUCUCGUACUUACAGAUUUACCCCACUUUUGGUAUUUGGCAGUGUCGCCAUAAUAAGCCAAUAUUCCCUGCCUGUGUUCAUACUUCUUACAGCAGCAUAGAAACACUCUCACAAAGCUCAAUCAACUCGCAGUACACAGGAAUCAGGCCUUGCCAAUUGCUGGCUCAAACAUGGUGACAAAUCCAUUUAUUUAACAACUAUACCAUAAUUACCUGUCAUGUGACAGCUGGGAAUGGAAAUGGUCUGCGGUGUCAUCAGCCUCUGCAGGUUUCUGCCUGUCUGAUGGUCAGUCUCAUCUCUGACUGACUGCUGCUGUCUCAUCUCUCUCCCUCUCUCUCUCUCUCUCUCUCUCUCUCUCUCGCUCGCUCUCUCUGUGUGCCUCUCUCUCACUCUCUGUGCCUCUCUCUCUCUCUCUCUCUCUCUCUCUCUCUCUCUCUCUCUCUCUCUCUCUCUCUCUCUGUGUGCCUCUCUCUCUCUAACUCUCUCUCAGAUGAUGUGCGUCUCUUUGGCUUUGUGCGGAUCACAACGGGUGAUGCCAUGAGCAAGCGGGCCAAGUUCACCCUCAUCACCUGGAUAGGGGAAAAUGUGAGCGGCCUGCAGCGUGCCAAGAUCAGCACUGACAAGACACUGGUGAAAGAUAUUGUCCAGGUUAGUGACUCUCUGUUCUCACCCAUACUCACAUGCUUUUUUAAAACAAAUACUACAGACAAACAAAUGUUUUCAUAAAUGUGCUGUUAAAAUACAAUACAGUAAAUUGAAUGGCAAAUAAAGUACAACACAAUUUGGCUGUGCCAUCUCUCUAGCUUCUUUUGUCUUCCUUGUCCAACACUCUCUCACACAUUCCUUUUUCUGUCACCUUCUCCCCCUCUCCUCUCCUCUGUUUGUCUCCUGCAGAACUUUGCCAAGGAGUUCAUGAUCAGUGAUGCUCGUGAGCUAGAGGAGGACUACAUUCGCACUGAGCUGAAGAAGGCAGGCGGGGCGAACUAUGACGCCCAGGGAGAGUAAAGCAAAGUCCACCAGGGCGGGGCAGG
This is a messenger RNA of Coregonus sp. 'balchen', 6067 nucleotides long. NCBI's taxonomy places the organism in Eukaryota, Metazoa, Chordata, Actinopteri, Salmoniformes, Salmonidae. The record is from the annotation of a GenBank genome assembly.